UCUCUCUCUUUCUCUCUCUCUUUAGUAUCCUAGCUAUGAGUAAUAGUAGUAUUACGUGUUAGUCAGUCAGGCAGCUGGAUUAUUUUGUUAAAACUAAACAGAACAGAAGAAACAAACCGACAUAGACAUUAAGGACAUACUAAGACAUCACACUGCGCCAGUAAAAUAACUUGUGUCCACAUUAGGAAACAGUGUUAAAGUAGCUCAUUGAGAAGCAGAAAUAGAAGAAGAUGGGUGAAGUGGACAAGAGCACUCUCUGCCUCUUUGACGUCGACGGCACAUUAACAGCAGCGAGACAGCAUGUAACUCCUGACAUGGACCAGUUCCUCCAGAAGCUGAGGACUCGGGUUCGAGUCGGGGUGGUUGGAGGUUCAGACCUCAGCAAGAUCAAAGAGCAGCUGGGAGAAGAUGUUAUCCAGAAAAUGGACUAUGUGUUCGCUGAGAACGGACUGGAGGCGUUUAAAGGUGGGGAGUUCCUCUCUGUCCAGUCCAUUCAGGCUCACAUGGGGGAGGAGCUUCUGCAGGAGUUCAUCAACUUCUGUCUCAACUAUAUGGCAAAGAUCAAACUGCCUAAAAAAAGGGGCACAUUCAUUGAAUUCCGCAACGGCAUGUUGAACGUCUCCCCAAUCGGACGCAGCUGCUCGCAGGAAGAGAGGAAAGAGUUCUAUGAGCUCGAUCAGAAAGAGAAGAUUAGAGAGAAGUUUGUGUCUGUGUUGAAGGAGGAGUUCAAAGGAAGAGGGCUGACAUUUUCAAUCGGAGGCCAGAUCAGCUUUGAUGUGUUUCCUGAUGGCUGGGACAAGAGGUUCUGCCUGGGGAUCGUGGAGAAGGACACCUACUCAACCAUUCACUUCUUUGGAGACAAAACCAAACCUGGAGGAAACGACUACGAGAUCUACAGCGACCCUCGGACCAUCGGACACGAAGUCUCCUGUCCGGAGGAAACACAACGACUCUGUCAACAGCUUUUCUUCUCAUGAGGAAGAAGAAAAAGAAGUGCUGCUGUUUUUUUUUACUGCACCUUGAAUAUGAAAGGAAUGCAAUACGUCUGAUACGAUCUUACCUUGAAGUUAGUUAGAAAAAGAUGAUUCAUAAGAAUGAUUCAGUGUCAUGGUAUCUGUGAUGAAAUAGUAGGGGAUUCUGGGAUAUUUCACAAGUUUUGAAGGGGAGCUGUCAUGGGUUUAAAUGUGAUUAACUUUUGAAAACAUGCUUGUGGUCGAUAUUAAGUUUAAUCAAAUUUUUGAUUGUAUAAACAAAAGUCAGCUGGGGUUUUUUUUUCCCCCUGAUCUUUCAUUCCACUUAACCCUCAUUCUGAAUCUGCUUGAACAUGAACCUCAUGUUUCUGGAUGCUACUGUGCCUCUGACGUCAGUGACACAAACACACACAGGACUUACUGAUGAGCUGCUCAUGUUACUGUUAGUCAAGCUAAGAGAUUUGAAUGCAGCUUUGUAUUUCCUCACAGAUAUAUUGGUCAGUCAAAUGUGGCUUCUUUCUCUUUUCAUUUUAUAAAUUGUCUUUUACUCACAUUUUAAAUCACUUUACUAUCAUGUUCAUUUCUUAUCAACACACAUUAUAUGUGUAUGAUAUCUUUUUAAAACCAGGAGUAGCCUCUUGGUUUUAAAAGAGCAGUCAGUUUACUUCCUUGAACCCAUAAUCUUUAUAAUGGCCAGCAGGGGGCGCCUCCACUUGUCUCAGAUGACAGUUUGAGGUCUUAAUCUCUAGUUUCUGUUAUUUUCAGUCUAUAGUUUCAAUGAGGUCUCCUUUAUAAAGUUUGUUGUUUGUACAACCACAAUAUAUCCUCCACUGGGCUUCCUGUGUUACCAGCUUUAUGUGAUAUAAGACUUCUUCAACCAUGCAUUGCUUUUGUUUACAGUUGGCAAUGUGGGAAGUUGGAAUGGACUUGUAAAUUAUGUCCUUGAGGAAAUUGCUGGCUGCAUUUGCUACAAAAAUGUUUGAAGACAUACAGUAUAUUAUAGUUAAAUUGCUAGAUCACAACUGAUGGGAGCCUGGAUUGCUCCCAUCUAAUUUCAUUUCAUCAUCGCAUUCUGUGUUUUAAUGCAGACUUUGUUGUUUUAAUGCAGACUUUGUUGUUUUAAUGCAGACUUUGUUGAUUGAGAAAUGGUUCCAUUUAGAGUGAAAUAGUCAAGAAAGCUUGGUAAGUAAUGCUGCAGCUUGCUAACCUAGCUUUAGCCAAUAACUUGACCUCUGUCCAUACGUUGUUAGUCCAUUGUCUUUACUUAGGUUAUUUUUUAAACAAUAGUCAUCAUUGUUUAUUUAAAUCCUCUGAAAACCCAAUGAUAGAAAUGGUAGCCUAAAGUCAACAACAGGAAAAAUACAAAUAAAAUCGGCAUAAAGGGCUAGGGGAAAGCAACAGAGGCAGAACAUGGAUAAAACAGCUCUAAUAAGAUGAAUUGAAGUCAUUGCCUGCCGAGUCUGGCAUGUUAGCUCAACUCAGUAAUUAGCAAGCAAAUAAACUAGCCUGUGUUAUGAACCAUGGGCAUAGACUGUUAAGCUUUGAUAAACGUAGCAUUUUUUUAUUUUUAGAUCUUAAAGAACAUAACAUAAAACUGUAACUGAGAGUCAAAAUGUAAUAUUCAACUUUUCCUGCUGAGUCACAGCAGACGUGUUCACAAAGUCUUGGCUGUGUCUGAAACUUUAAAUCAAACACAAGGAUGUUGUUUGUCAAUGCAUAACACUGAUUACAUAACAUACAUACAUAGUAUAAACCUGAAUGAAGAAUGAGCUGUAAAAGAUGUGUGAAAUAAAAAGGGAACAAGUCUGUGAUCAGACUUAUAAAGUCUGUGUUCAUACUGAAAAGAUGGAAGGUAAUGUUGCAGUGAAAAAGUAUUAUCACGAUUAACUUCCACUGUUUCUUUACUUAAAGCCUCAGCAAAUACAUUUAGAUGUUAACUGAUACAACAAGAAGAAAUACUGCUUUACUUUCCUGUGGGAGACACAGAGGCCCUCUGGUGGUCAAAGUGUGUAAUGCUGACACAGCACAUUCAGUCUGCGUUUGUUUAAAUUGGGCAAAAAAUAAAGAAUUUAAAUCAAACUAAACUGUAUGUACUUAUGGAAGCUGUUUUUUAUGUUUGUUGGAUGCCAUGUAAAGAAAUACAUCAGACCAGGUAUAUUGCAUUUGCCUUCAACAGUGCAUUUAUUGAUAGAUCAUUUACAUGAUGAAUACAGAACAUACACACACAUACACACUGACAUACACACCACAGGCUACAAUGAAAUUUACAAGUUUCAAAGGAGACAAGGUCAGGGCCUCCAGCUUUUAGACACCAACACUUUCUUUUUGUUUUUUUCUCCAGUUAAACACGUGUUUAAGUUUCAGUGCUUCACAGCUUUAAAGAGAGAGACUUUUCUAGAUGUAACAACAAACAAAUCCUGGCUCUUAUUUCCUAAUUUGACCAAAUGAAUGUGUACAUGAUUUCAGACUAAAAUCCACGCUUUGAAAACUUGGCUACAUGAUAAUACAUUUGAUAAAUGAUUGCCACUGCUCAACAGUGAACACAAACUGUUAUUAUGUUUAAGACUGUUAGCAUGUGUAAGACAUACAGUGUUUUCUUUGCUGUCUUUUAAGAGGGAGUUCUUGCAGCAAAAGUCAGUUUUCAUUAAAUACACCAACAUAACCAGUAUUCCCUAAUAUAUCAGUCAUGUACUUGUUCAAAUAUGGACUGCACUUCC
This is a messenger RNA of Labrus mixtus (cuckoo wrasse), 3688 nucleotides long. RefSeq names its product phosphomannomutase 2 (gene pmm2). The transcript has 8 exons. NCBI's taxonomy places the organism in Eukaryota, Metazoa, Chordata, Actinopteri, Labriformes, Labridae. The coding region runs from base 231 to 977 and encodes 248 amino acids. Gene Ontology annotation, molecular function: phosphomannomutase activity. The record is from RefSeq and is a predicted model, not a curated record. Gene Ontology annotation, biological process: protein N-linked glycosylation; GDP-mannose biosynthetic process; mannose metabolic process. Gene Ontology annotation, cellular component: cytosol.